Messenger RNA from Penicillium cataractarum, 762 nucleotides. RefSeq lists its product as uncharacterized. The transcript has 3 exons. The record is from RefSeq and is a predicted model, not a curated record. Lineage: Eukaryota; Fungi; Ascomycota; Eurotiomycetes; Eurotiales; Aspergillaceae. The coding region runs from base 1 to 762 and encodes 253 amino acids. Gene Ontology annotation, cellular component: nucleus; cytoplasm.
AUGCCUACGUUUCGUUCUCUUCUACCAGACUAUUAUGAGUGGGAAUUUGUCGACGCCGAUCAUGACUGUGAGGCCGCCGAGGGAGUAAGCCAGAUCUACCCUGGGCCCUACCUGAGUUUCUACAACACCCCCUACACCAAAGAGGUCUCCAAAUCGCAUGCAUUCAUCGAUGAGAUGAUCGAACAGGAUGGCCCCUUCGAUGCCAUCAUGGGUUUCAGUCAGGGAGCUGCUGUUGCCGCCUCGUACAUUCUGAAAGCUCAAGCCUCCGACUCUUUAGCGCCCCCGCCUUUUCGCCUAGCUAUCUUCAUCUGCAGUAGUCUGCCAUUUUCGACGGACCCGUCGGCAGGAUUCAACAUCACUAGAUUAUAUGAGACCGGGGGAGACAUGUUGACCAGUGAUCUGGCAUACUGGAAAUCGUUCGCCGGAGCAGCCCCGCCUACCACCAUACCGCACGUUAAUUGCGGGCUGAAUGGUACCUUGUCCGACGCCCAUCUGGACCCCACAGAUACCGUACAUCGCUAUCAUCCAUUGGCAAACACGGUCGCCAAUCGUAUUGAUAUCCCGACGGUUCACAUAUACGGACGGGACGACCCAUAUAAAGGUCAGAGCGUGGCUUUACUGGGAUUAUGCAGUAGCCAGCAAGACCUAACUUAUUCUUACGAGCACCCUGGGGGUCAUAACGUGCCGACAAUGGAAACCGUCUCAAAGAACAUUAGCAAUCUUAUUCGCAAGGCUGUGACUAGAAGCGAACUCAUGUUCUAA